GACUCCCCCACAUCUGUAAAUCGAGCACCAUCUCAGCCGCCAACAGAGCUCGCCGCUGUCGUAGGCCAUAUUCAUUACCUACCCCUCAUCGCGUCUGCGCCGAGUUUCCGGACGCGUCAAGCAACGGACAGCCCAGACACUGAAUAAAAUUUCACUCUAGCUCAGAGUGAAAAGCCACUCACAAUGUCUCGGCCGAUGCCGCCCGCGCAGAGAAAUCUGUCGCUCACUGAAGAGCUGGAGAAGCUUGAGCAGUCUAUCACUCUGACACUGCAAGAAAUCGAUAGCAACUUUAGCAAGGCCCAUAGAAUCAUCACCACUAGCAUUCUGCCUCUCGUGGAGCAGUACGGUGAACAUUCCAAGGCCGUGUGGGAAGCAUCUAAGUUCUGGAAGCAAUUCUUUGAGGCAUCCGCCAAUGUCUCUCUUUCAGGCUACGAGGAGCUAGCCAACGACGACGAUCCGUCGGCCGCCGAGGGGACAACAGUGGACGAUGACACCGUUGUCACCGCCACCGAUGCUGAUGCUACCCCGAGGCCGCGCAGCUCUGGCCGGGAGUCCGCGCUCGGGCGGCAGGAGGACGACACGUCGCUGCUCACGGACGACGGCGAUGGCGACGUCUCGGGCAGCACCCCGCGUCCGCCCCGGACCAAAACCAUCGGGCAGGUGUCGACGCCCGCCCGGCCUCAGUUCGCCAGGCUCCACUCGCCCUACGAGGCUCUGAAGCGGGAGAUGAUGCGCGAGGCGGACCCGCACCACCCCGACACCGGCGGCGGCUACGAGGACGAGGAGUCGUCGGCAUUUGAGGAGUCCGAGUCGGAGCUCCUCUUUCGUCAGAAGACGGCACGCCUGCCCGACAUGUCGAUGACACCCCACGCGUCCCUGGAGGGGGGGCUGGCGACCGUGCCUGGGGCCGCCGGCAGAGCGGGCGAGUCCCCGGCCCACCCGCCGAACGCGGACCGCCUCCUCCACCGCGUGCUCGACAAGAACUACCGCCUCCAGGCGACGCCGCACCGGCCCGCAGCCCGCGGCACGUCGCCGGCGCGCUGGAAGGUCACGGAGAAGGAGAAGGAUGACGGGCCGGCGGACAAGGGCAAACAACGGAAGCCGUGGGAGGACAGCCCCAUGUCGAGCCCGGAGAUGGCGCCGCCGACGCUGCGCAGCGCCGCCUUCAUGUCGCCCGUCCGGGCCGCGUACCGCGGCGGCCAGGCGCAGGCGCGCAACGCCGGGCCGAGGACCCCCGGCGUCAGCGUCCAGACCCCAGCCACGGGCCGCAAGACUAGGGAUGUGUUUGGGGAGCAGUCGGGGGCGAGAGACGACAAGGCGGACGAGAUAACCUGGGACAGCGACAGCGACGAGGACGUGUACGCGGGCAUGAGCCCGCCCAAGACCAUACAGUUUGCGAUGCCGGCAUCAAGGCUGUUACAGACGCCAGCCCGAGAAGCUAGCAAACGCAUCGUAGAGGACAUACUCUUGACUGCAGGCGCCGGCCCAGACGAAUCAUCGGAAUAUAGCCCUACCAUGGUCAAGAUGAACCAGAAUAUCUUGGACGACAGCUUCUGAACUACUCUCUCAAAGAGCACAUCAAAAGACCGGGAUGAGUUGGAGGCCGUGGUAGUAAUAGCGUUCUUGGGUAGGUCGGUGGAAAUGCGAGGUAAAUGAGCACUUUUGCAACGCCACAUUGCUUACUCGUCAAUUUCAUGUAACAAAAUAGAAGAAGACGAGGAAAAGCAGAGCCGCCUGCUUUUUUAGGGGUAAAUUUUGGAGGUUUACCGUGAUAGAUAUCCCAUCCCACAAGGUUGACAAAUCAGAUCAGAUUGACUUCUCUCGCCAGA
Molecule: messenger RNA, 1829 nt
Organism: Gaeumannomyces tritici R3-111a-1
Lineage: Eukaryota; Fungi; Ascomycota; Sordariomycetes; Magnaporthales; Magnaporthaceae
Exons: 4
Coding region: 184-1557 (457 amino acids)
Biological process (GO): attachment of spindle microtubules to kinetochore
Cellular component (GO): mitotic spindle; DASH complex; mitotic spindle pole body
Source: RefSeq, a predicted model, not a curated record